Arvicola amphibius (Eurasian water vole) is the source of this 2197-nucleotide messenger RNA. RefSeq names its product potassium inwardly rectifying channel subfamily J member 10 (gene Kcnj10). Gene Ontology annotation, biological process: potassium ion import across plasma membrane; regulation of monoatomic ion transmembrane transport. The transcript has 2 exons. The record is from RefSeq and is a predicted model, not a curated record. Lineage: Eukaryota; Metazoa; Chordata; Mammalia; Rodentia; Cricetidae. Gene Ontology annotation, cellular component: plasma membrane. The coding region runs from base 204 to 1343 and encodes 379 amino acids. Gene Ontology annotation, molecular function: inward rectifier potassium channel activity.
CCGGCCCGGCCCAACUCUGCCCCCGGCCGGCCCGACCCCGGCCCCGGCCCCCGGACAAGCUCUUAUCUGAUCCCAGCUCGGGGUUUAAGAGUCUUGGUCCUGCCCGUCGCGCAGCUCCGCUCGUCACUCCUGCCCGCCCCGUCGGUUCAUCUGUCCCGCUGCCCGGCGGUCCAUCCGUGCAACCAUUCCACCUGCGAGCCAAGAUGACAUCAGUUGCUAAGGUCUAUUACAGUCAGACAACUCAGACAGAAAGCCGGCCCCUAGUGGCCCCGGGAAUACGUCGGAGGAGGGUCCUGACGAAAGAUGGCCGUAGCAACGUCAGAAUGGAGCAUAUUGCUGACAAGCGUUUCCUCUACCUCAAGGACCUAUGGACGACCUUCAUUGACAUGCAAUGGCGCUACAAGCUUCUGCUCUUUUCUGCAACCUUUGCAGGCACCUGGUUCCUCUUUGGUGUAGUGUGGUAUCUGGUAGCUGUGGCCCACGGGGACCUGUUGGAGCUGGGACCCCCUUCCAACCACACCCCUUGCGUAGUGCAGGUGCACACACUCACUGGAGCCUUCCUCUUCUCCCUCGAAUCCCAGACCACCAUUGGCUAUGGCUUCCGUUAUAUCAGCGAAGAGUGUCCUCUGGCCAUCGUGCUUCUGAUUGCCCAGCUGGUGCUCACCACCAUCCUUGAAAUCUUCAUCACAGGUACCUUCCUGGCAAAGAUUGCCCGGCCCAAGAAGAGGGCUGAGACUAUCCGCUUCAGCCAGCAUGCAGUGGUAGCCUCCCACAACGGGAAGCCUUGCCUUAUGAUCCGAGUUGCCAAUAUGCGGAAGAGUCUCCUCAUUGGAUGCCAGGUGACGGGCAAACUGCUUCAGACCCACCAGACAAAGGAGGGUGAGAAUAUCCGGCUCAACCAGGUCAACGUUACUUUCCAAGUAGACACAGCCUCUGAUAGCCCCUUUCUCAUUCUACCCCUGACCUUCUACCACGUGGUGGAUGAGACGAGUCCCUUGAAAGAUCUCCCCCUCCGCAGUGGAGAGGGGGACUUUGAGCUGGUGCUGAUCCUAAGUGGGACAGUGGAGUCCACCAGCGCCACCUGUCAAGUUCGCACUUCCUACCUGCCGGAGGAGAUCCUCUGGGGCUACGAAUUCACACCGGCUAUCUCACUUUCAGCCAGUGGCAAAUACAUAGCGGACUUCAGCCUUUUCGACCAGGUUGUGAAAGUGGCUCCCCCUGGUGGUCUCCGCGAUAGCGCUGUGCGCUAUGGAGACCCCGAAAAGCUCAAGUUGGAAGAAUCAUUAAGAGAGCAAGCUGAAAAGGAAGGCAGUGCCCUUAGUGUGCGCAUCAGCAAUGUCUGACUUCCUAUUCUCUUCUCCCCAGCCCUUUGGCCUUUUCCUCUUUCAGUGCCCUGGGAAAAGGAAACUAUCUGGGUUCGCUGGAGAACCCCAGAAGCACCCGUCCUCUACUUCCCCUUUCUUAACCGGGCGGUCAGCCAGUAGUCCAGACCGCCCGGAGUCCAGGCUUCCCUCUCUCUGUCCUUGCACCUUUCUCUACUGCUAUGCCAAUGCACGCGACUCGUAAGCCAGGAUGGGGGACGGAGCGGGGAGGUUAGGCUGAGUGGUGUGGAAAGCCUCAGCCAUGCUUGGAGAUUCACGUUAGGAGGGCCAUAUGAUGGGAUGGAUAGACUCCCCCAGCCCCCUACUGCUAGAAAGUGUGAUGACUUGAGACUGGAGCUCUCCCAUUUCUGUUUCCAUCUAGUAAGUCCCCCUAAGGCAAAACUCUCUCAGAGGGUCACUCUAUGGACUAUGCUCUCAGAAACAAAGGAAUCUGAAAUCAGUUUUCCCUGGGCUCACUACCAAAUCCCGAAGAAAGAAGCCAGGGUUUGUCAUGGUGUAUUUAAUUUCAGCUGGUAACUCCUGACAUAACCUAGACCUUUGGUCCCCACCAUAUUUUUCCGUUCCAGUUCUCACGUGGAUCUUCCGAGGAUCCCCAGUUCUCUCUCAGCUUCUGUUCCCAUAGAAUCGGGGCUGAUCUGAGAAACAUGAACAGCCGCCACCUCUCCUGCACCCACCCUGGCUUCGGAAAAAUUCAAUUUUGGAACUAUCGUCUAAAACUCUGGCUCUGUCCUGGGAAGAGUUCUUUUACUGUGUCCUGUGAAUAGCCAAUGCGCUCUCUCUCUCUCUCUCUCUCUCUCUCUCUCUCUCUGUCUCUC